AUGGUCAAUAAAGAUGGUGUGCCUGCCUUCCAUGUGCUGGAGAAUGGCAAUCCCGUCAACGCGAUCACUCCUGUCCUGGGAUUGCGAGUGCCGGUAGUGGUCGUCGGUCCACUGACCCAACAAUGUCCAACGUAUCUGCUCCCAGUUCUGCUCUCAGCGGGGGUCCGCCACCUUCAGGGGCAGCGCAUCCAGCACGGGGGUCCUUUUGGCUCGCGCGGAACUGCGUUCGGUGGUCCCGGUCCAGUCGAUGAGCAGCAGCACUGGAGGCACUUGGACCGGUCAUUGGCUCGAGGAGCCUGGCUGGAUAUUGCGGCUUGCCCAAUGCCAGAGGCCAAUUGCGCUGCAUCUGACAUUUGA
Messenger RNA from Penicillium oxalicum, 357 nucleotides. RefSeq lists its product as uncharacterized. The coding region runs from base 1 to 357 and encodes 118 amino acids. Lineage: Eukaryota; Fungi; Ascomycota; Eurotiomycetes; Eurotiales; Aspergillaceae. The transcript is spliced from 2 exons. The record is from RefSeq and is a predicted model, not a curated record.